Lasiosphaeria miniovina is the source of this 607-nucleotide messenger RNA. RefSeq lists its product as uncharacterized. NCBI's taxonomy places the organism in Eukaryota, Fungi, Ascomycota, Sordariomycetes, Sordariales, Lasiosphaeriaceae. The transcript has a single exon. Bases 238 to 510 code for a protein of 90 amino acids. The record is from RefSeq and is a predicted model, not a curated record.
GCUCCACCUCCAUCUCGUGCAGGCCCCGGAAGGCCUGGCGCCUCCAUCUCUCUCAUUUCCCACCAUUUCCCAACGGGUGCGCCCUCCAUCCAGCAGCCUAGAUUUUAGUUAAGGAAACUUUGUCGUCCCAUGGUUGCCCAUACAGACGAUCUUUAGGUCGACAGCCGCCCGGUCCCGCUCCGGAAUGGCGUGACAGCAAAAACUGAGGUGGACAAAGGAAAGGGGGUUCCGCUACGGAUGCCUCGCAGUUUCGUUCGGCUGUUCUCUCCUAGGCUGGCUUGGCUCCUCCCCACUUCUUUUGCCCCAUGCCGCGCCCAAUGCCCCAUGUCCCAGCGCCCCAUGCCAGCCAGCUUUUGCAUCUCCGCCCAGCGCGCCCUGCAUCGGCGAAGGAAAUGGCGAGGCAAAUGGCAGGGGUACGCCCCAGUCAAUACCCAACUCAAGGUCCGGAAGUACUCUACUGUCUAUAUGGUAUGGAUGGUACGGAAUACACAUGGUAAUAGUGCUUGGUAAUAAUAUCCAUUCCCUGGAAUAUCGGCCAGCCGAUUCUCUUGUGAGAUAGUGUCAAGAAGAAACACUAUCAGUAGCCUUUGACUUUACCUAUUCAUGC